Messenger RNA from Mycena citricolor, 1545 nucleotides. The record is from the annotation of a GenBank genome assembly. NCBI's taxonomy places the organism in Eukaryota, Fungi, Basidiomycota, Agaricomycetes, Agaricales, Mycenaceae.
GCUCCCUCUCAGUCUGUACCUGUUACACCCUCUGGUACAUGUCCAAUGAACUCGAGCCCGUUCGACAGUUGAACCAAUACAAGCCUGCUCCAUCUGACGAGUCUCUUCGCCCUCAUAUCGAGAAGUAUUGGCGGCAGAAUAUGAGUGAUAUCCAGAUGCUUGCUCUCCUCAAGAAACACCAUAUCAAUCUGGCUGAGUACGGGCUUGGGAUUCGAACGUUUCGAAAGAUACGUGAGAGGCUUGGCUUUGUCCGCACCCGAAAGCAGGGCCAUACCGUCGAGUCAAUUCGUCCACACAUCAUUAAGCUGCGCGUUACAUAUCCAAAGGCUGGUGGGCGGGAGAUGGUAAACUUGUUGAAGUUCGAGGAGAGAAUACUGGUGUCACGGCCAGUUGUAAUGCAGUACUUCCACCUCUACGAGGCCCACCAGGUCCGUGAGCGACGGCGCGGACACUUUCGUCGAAAGCGGUUCUGGGCUGCUGGUGCAAACGACUUGUGGGCCAUGGACCAGCACGACAAGUGGAAGUACAAAUUCGGACUUGCACUUCACUCUGGAAUUGAUCCAUUCCUUGGUCUCAUUCACUGGAUGAAUAUCUGGUGGAAUAAUAGUAACCCUCGCCUUAUUCUCAAGUACUACCUGGAUGUGAUUGAGCGGCUCGGUUUCAUGCCCCUCGUCAUGCAGAGCGAUCCGGGAAACGAGAACACCGCCGUUGCCAAUGGACACACUCUGAUCCGCCACCAUCAAGAUCCCAACCUUCGAGGCAAGCUUCAGCACCGAUGGAUGCGGGAGAAAAAGAACGUUACAUCAGAGAUUACGUGGAGUCAGAUGCGCCGGCGUUUUACGCCUGGUUUUGAGAAUUUGCUCGAUGUUGGAAUUCAUGAAGGUUGGUAUGAUCCCCAUAUUCUCCUUGAAGCCCUCGUCUUUCGCUGGGUUUUCAUUCCCUGGCUUCAGGCCGAACUCGACGCAUAUCAGCACCGCAUCAACAACACUCGCAAACGCCACGAUCGCAACAAGAUUCUACCUAACGGUGUUCCAAUGCACAUGUUCGAGUAUCCCGAAGACUAUGCUAUUCUAGAUUUCAAGAUCAAAAUCUUCGAAUUGGUUCCACCUGACUUCAACAUCCUCAUCUCCGGUUUUUAUUCCAACAUUGGCUCACCCUCUGUUGACCGGGAGAGCUGCUGGGACAUUUACCUCCUGCUACUGUCGAAGUUCCGCGAGCUUGAUCAGAUUCACGACGUGGACCUAAGCGCGGACGAGAAAUGGGGCUACACACUCACUCAGCUGCUGAUGAAGCUUCGUGGUGGAGAUGGUGUUGUUGGAGAGGAUGGCGUCUAUUAUAUGGGUGGCGUGAACGGCGGGAAUGGACUUGAUGACGGACAUCAGGCUCAGCUCAAUGCUAUGAUAAACGACGUUGAGCCGGAUGUGGGAGGCAAUGAUAUUGAGGGCGAUGACGAGUUGUUCGCGUGGUUUUCAGAUGAAGAGAGUCCCGAGGACUUUAAUAAUGCAGACAUGUGGUAGCUCAAUCUGUGCUCAUGACAGCCCGUUC